This is a messenger RNA of Knipowitschia caucasica, 225 nucleotides long. NCBI's taxonomy places the organism in Eukaryota, Metazoa, Chordata, Actinopteri, Gobiiformes, Gobiidae. The record is from the annotation of a GenBank genome assembly.
AUGUUAUUACCUGAAUAUCUAAGAGCUGCUCCUGCUUCACAAAGGAGCGAUAAGAAACGUCAGCACAAAGAGGAUGAAGUGUCUCCGCUGUGGCUCGGGGUAAUUCUCCUUCCAACAGAUAAGACCCACGUCACGCCGUACGGCGUCUUUAUCAAAGCCAGCGCUAACAAGGCGCCGCAGAACAAUAGGGAAGACCGCCACCAUGACGACGGAGACCUGCUCUGA